AAAAGCACCAGUAAAAUAAUUUAAUAUUCCAUUUGUUUCCAAUAAAUAAGCGCGUACUAUAAUUUCACCAAAAUCGUACCCUGAGGACAUCUGAAAAGGCAAAUGUGGGGCAUAAUGAUAACAUGUUUGUAGAUGAACAGCUGUCGGUACGUCUCAGCGGUGAGUCCCGGAUAUGGAGCUGUUACUUCCUGAUCCAAUAUUAACUGUGUCCUUGGAGACAAAACCAUAGGGGGCAGUGCAUUAAAAGAUCAACUGGACACUUUGUGUUUGUGUGUGUGUGUCUCACACACAGUGUGUGUUGGAUUCCGUCAGUGAAACUAUGGUAACGGCCUCUGAGACUGGCGGCUUUCCCUCCUCCUGCUGUCAGUGUGAUUUUUCACCAUAACUUUCUUCUACUCAUUGUGGUACAAAAGGUUUUGUUUGAGCCUCCAGGGUUUUUUUCUCCUUCUUCUUCUUCUUCCUCCUUCGCUGUCAGAGAAAGUUUUAACAAGGGCAGCGGCAACAGCUACAACUGAGAGCACAGAGCACAUCCCUCUGCUGUUCCUGAGAAUUUAUUAGUUUAAACAACUUGACUCCAGAGUUAACUUUCGUCUUUAUUUCACCACAGUAUGUUUAUUUUGGGCUGGGUUAGAGGUCGCGUUCUGCAAACACAAAACCAUUUAAGCCACAAGAAAUGAAGAUUUAUUUUGUAUAUAUUAACAUUAUUUUAUUCCUGAAUCAUGAAUAAGCCAUGUACAAAAAAUAAGAAAUUGAAAAAGAAUAGUAAAUCAGUGUGACAUUUAAGGUUUGGUUUACUUUCGACUUAAUAAAAACAUAGAAAAAGUAUUGUGUGAAUAUUGAAUUUCAUUGAGCAUACAGGCUAGAUGUUAGAAAUUACCACACAGACGAACACCGGUUCCUGUCCUGGCUCGGUCGAUGGCCUUUCUGUGUGGAGUUUGCAUGUUCUACUAGUUUUUUACGGCUGCUCUGGUUUCCUCCCACACUCUGAAAACACGCAGAUGGAGGAUUAGAUUUACUGGAGACAGUAAAUAGCAGUAAAUGUACAUGUGAAUGGUUGUUUGCCUUUUUGUGGUCUUUGUGGUUUGAUCAUUUCUUCCGUCCCCUUUACCUUACACCUAAUGUCAGUUGGAAUGAGCUCCAGCUCCACUGUUACCUGGUAAAACCACAUAAAACAAAAUGGUACAUUCCAUACACAUCACCAUACAAGUAGACUGGGGAUCGUGAACAAGUUUGGCAGAUAAUGAAAACAUAAAUCGAAACCGGUAAAAACGACCAGAUUGUCCUCUUAUUUUGAAAAUAUGGUAAUUCCGCAUCCGGUCUUUGCUUUCCUCAGUCAACUUGACCUGUAUCCAUGGCGACCGUGAAGCCACAGCAGAUCCGGCCAUCCCGUUAGUUUUCUGAGAAUGAGACAGAGAAUGUUAGAAUAUGAAAAUGAGUGGAUGUGACAGGCAGCGACCGGAGGAAGAAUAAAGAAGAGACUCAGAGAGUGGACUUCCUGUGGACAACCGUGGACUUUUUUACAUUUUCAAUUUAUUUUCUUUUGUAAAUAAAGGAUGACGCCUGCACAGAAAGGCCGGUAUGGAUGUGAGGCAGCGGCUCACAGUAAAUGGAGAAUGACAGCUCCUCCUAACAACCCACUGAUGAAGCGUCCCGGUGGGUUACACCAGCCGUGGCCUAUUCACACCCACCCAAGCCGACAGAUCCACAGGUCCCACCUUCCUCCUCCACCUCCUCCUGCUCCUCCUCCUCCUCUGCCUUCCUAUCACCUGCCUUUCUUUCACACACGACACGCGGAGGAGAGCGCAGAGCGGCCCCAUCUGGUCACCGUCGUCCGGCCCUGUGGUCUGAAUUCACUGAGGAAGGUUACCGUGUUGUUGAACCGCAGGGGUGUGGUCUCCUUCGAGCAGCUGCUGUUGGAUAUUUCAGAGGCUUUGGGGUUUCCUCGCUGGCACAGAGCGCGGGUCACACGCCUUUUCACCACCCAUGCACGAGAGGUGAAGGGUAUUUGUGACUUCUUCCGUGGCGAGGUGGCCUAUCUGGCUCUGGGAAAAGCUCGGCCUGAACUGAGCAGUGUUCAGGAGGCUCUGGAAGAACUUUAUCCUGAACACUCCCACUAUCGGGCUGCUGCGCUGCGCUCCUGGGAAAAAAGACUGACGUCAACGCCAGACAAAGCUGCCAAGGCUGACAGCGGGUACAGCGAGGGAGCGGACAGCAGCGACACCAACCAGGAGACAAAGUCACAGGUCAAAAGUCACACUAAUACACACAUAUCUCACCACAAAGACCUGGAUAUUCAGAAGUCUCAUAAAAAGAAUUCUGGCAGAAAACCAGUCUGUCCUCCGAACCACCUACAGAGACUCAACGUGAGGGUCAAAGGGCAUCAGCCUUCAGGAACCAGUCCCUUCAAACACAGAGAGGAUUCCAGAGAAUCCGAGAUUCCCUCUCCUACGUUGUGUGAGAACUGUUUAUCAAUCAUAACUCAUCAGCAUGUUCCAGACAGGAUGGAUCCGCUAUCAGGAAGGGUUCCUCUUCCUCCCGUGUCCAGAAAACAGCGGGUUUGCACUUACACCGAAAAAGACCAGCUAAAGCAGGACGUUUCUCUCAGCCCUCAGCCCGUGUGCACCAAAGAGAAGAGUCCUUCCCAGUCCCAAGCUUCAAAACCACUGCCAGACGUGGGCUCAGCACACAAACAAAGGCAGGACAACACAGCACUCGGCCUGCCCUCAGAUGGCAGUGAUGUCACGCUGGCAGAUAUCCAGCGCUGCUAUGAAAUAGGCCGUGUGGUCGGAGACGGGAACUUUGCCGUGGUGCGAGAGUGCCGGCGGCGCGGCGAUGGACAGAGCUUUGCACUAAAGGUAAUCGAACGCUCAAAGCUGAUUGGCCGUGAGCACAUGAUGCAGAAUGAACUGAGCCUUCUGGGUAGCCUGCGUCACGGUCGUAUUGUGCGACUGUUUGCGCACCACCACACGCACACUCAUUCAUACCUGGUGAUGGAGCUGGUGAGCGGAGGAGAUCUGUUUGAGGCCAUCAGUGAGAGGGGGAAGUUUUCCGAGGCGGAGGCGGGACUGAUGGUGUCCGACAUGAGUGACGCACUGCACUACAUCCACUCCAAGAGCAUUGUCCACCGAGACCUCAAACCAGAAAACCUGUUGAUAGAACGUGUGGCGGGAAAUAUCUGCAGGCUAAAGCUAGGAGACUUUGGACUCGCCAUGGUGGUGACUGAGCCUGUCUUCACCAUUUGUGGGACGCCCACGUACGUGGCACCAGAGAUUCUCUUUGAGACAGGUUAUGGUGUAGCAGUGGACGUCUGGGCUCUAGGUGUUAUUCUCUACAUCCUGCUGUGUGGUUUCCCCCCAUUUCGCAGUCGGGACCGGGACCAGGAAGAGUUGUUUCAGUUAAUUAAAGAGGGGCAGCUUCACUUCCUGUCCCCCUACUGGGAUCCCAUCUCAGAGGAAGCCAAAGGCCUCGUCACAGCUCUGCUCCAGCCUGAUCCCUCUGUCAGGCUGACAGCAGAGCAGACCAUGCAGCAUCUCUGGGUAAGGACUACAUCUUCGCAGUGCUGGCAGGGGGCGCCGGCAGUGAAAACACAGAGGAAUAGUGUAGCCAGCAGAGGGGAAACAGAAAGAGUGCAAAACUUGGCUGAGGCUAACGCAACGGAGACGAGGAGAGCCAGAAGACAAGGACACAUCAGCAGCAAGGGAGGAGACAAAGACAAAAACCUCAUCAGACCUGAGGACAGACUAAAUGAGAGCAGGACACAGACAAAGGGAAUUGAGGACAAACCCCUUCGGCCGCAAUCAGUAGACACUGGUGCAGUUCACACCAUAUCUCCAAGCAUCAGAGUGAACCCUGUGUCAGAGGACACACCCGUGCAACAGAAACCACACGUCACCUCAUCAGACUCUAACUCACUCUGCAGCCCAGAAAUACAGGUGCAUGUGUGCCGUCAGACAGGCAGCACAAUCAAACCACGAGUUGAACUCGCAGACCAACCUGAACCACAAUAUCAGAUAAGAACGGAGACAAAACAAAACAGCCAGCAGCAGCAGCAGCCGCUGUCGCCUCAACAAUCGGCACCUUCCAACAAUUCAGCUGAAGACGCCACUUCAGGUGCCUCAACACAGCAUCCAUCCUCCAACCCAACACCUCCUUCACCUCGGUCCACACCAGCAGAACCAUGAUCAGCCAAAUCUAUCAGAAAACAUCUCCUGUUACAGUGACUGUGUGAUUACAUCGAGGUCAGCGCUCGUUGUUCUGCACAGUAGCAGCCGAUACUUGAGUGACUGCCUGAUAACACCAUGUGAUCUCUAGGAUUUGAAUGGCUAAACAAGUCAAAUAUGUAAAUUAGGUUGAUCUGUUUAUCCCUCAGUCACACCAUGAUUAAUGGCUGCAAUAGGAACUGAAGCAACAACAAGCAGAGCUCUGUGUUGACGUACAUGUUGAAAUAAGGGAAGUAGGCUUCAGCCACGCUGGAUGUAAACAUGUGUUUGGUUUAGUUACAAAACUGCUCGGACCUAUUGUUUGUGAUUUGGUCAACCGUCCAUCCUCCCCCACCGACCGGGUUUAACCUUGAGAAAUUGAUAUACUACGGUGUGUGUCAUCGCUGCUCGUGGCUAUUUUAGAUUGCUACUAUGACGACACUCAUCCUUCCUCCUUUCAUACUGUUGAAUGCCAUUUCCUAGAAGUGUGCCUUUUAGGUCGCUCGUCUAGCAACAUUAGUGCAUGUGAUGUUAAUAAGUGUACACAUCAUAACAUUUUUAUGAAAAACUCUGAGCUCUGAGCCUCAGUGUUGCAUGUCAUGUAAUCAUCUAGUGUUUCUUCAGGCCAACAUUUCUGCUUCCUUAAUAUGAACCUAAUCUAAUAUCUACUGUAUAUAUAUAUUCUGUGUAUACUAAAAAACUGUGUGUUAUGAUCCAGUGGUAAUUAAUGGGGACUGCCAAACAUCCAGAUUAAACAGCAUGUGACCAAACUAGAUGUGGGGGAGUGUGUGUGCAUAGCUGAGGUUGGUAAAGCAGCCGUGUCACUCCUCACACACCAAAUAAGGCACAUCUGUCCAUCCAGUGGGAGUGGUUGGUCCUGUUCCCCUCGAUUGCAGACAGCUGAAACUCUGACAUCCUGCCACACCUACCCCCCGUGCAUUCUCGCAACCCCCAAUCCUGAAUGCAUGGGCACCCCUCCCCACCCUGGGGGCUGAUCUAGGGCAUUGGAGGUAAGGGUUUAAAAAUAUUUUCGAACCAAAAUAAGAAAAGGACAAAAAAGAAAUUCUACAAUCACACACUCAAACAUCUCAUACCAACACAUUGCAAUACCAUACAUAUAGUGUUGCAAGUUAGGACACUGUGAGGUUUUUUUCUAUGUAAUUUCCCAAAUGAGGAAACCCUGAGAAUAUUGUUUCACUUGACUUUUUCCUGCCAUGACUAAAUGUUUUUAUCAGUCAAGGGGGGUUAAAAUAGCUGGAAAUACCAAACCAAUUUAACAUUGAUACCUUAGACUAUCUGUAGGACAUGGAUGUGGCAAUGCCCUUCCAAGACAUUGUUGCCUAGUUAAGGCCCUUUG
Cynoglossus semilaevis (tongue sole) is the source of this 5556-nucleotide messenger RNA. RefSeq names its product doublecortin-like kinase 3 (gene dclk3). Gene Ontology annotation, molecular function: protein kinase activity; ATP binding. The record is from RefSeq and is a predicted model, not a curated record. Lineage: Eukaryota; Metazoa; Chordata; Actinopteri; Pleuronectiformes; Cynoglossidae. The coding region runs from base 1554 to 4181 and encodes 875 amino acids. Gene Ontology annotation, biological process: protein phosphorylation; intracellular signal transduction. The transcript has 7 exons.